CCGCGCGGUGCUUCCCGGGUCUGUCUAAGCAGCUGCAGCGGCCGCGGGAGCCGCGGCGGCGAAAUGCACCAAGCCUUUCUUCGGGAAAUGAGCCCCGCACAACCUUCCCCCUUGCUACCUGAGUGAGAGUCCGAAUGGAUCAGCCAGAGCCAGGUCUUGCAGCAGAUGCGGCAGCGGCAGCAGCGGCUGGCUAUGAGCCUGCGGUGCCUGCUCGGCCCGGUUGCGUCUACACCGGCUGCUACUGUGAGGAAAAUGUGUGGAAGCUUUGUGAAUACAUCCGAAACCAGAAUUUAUACCCUUUAGAAGAAUUUUAUGCGGUUUUCAUUUCCAACGACAGGAGGACGGUGCCCCUUUGGGAGCAGCGGGCAGGCAUGGUUGGUCAACCUGUGAUUUGGGACUACCAUGUUGUUUUGCUUCAUGUGGCCAGCGGAGACCAGAAUUUCAUUUACGACCUCGAUACGUUGCUGCCUUUCCCUUGCCCCAUCGACAGCUAUAUUGAAAAGGCUUUUAAAUCAGACAGCAUUAUUCGUCCAGAAUUUCAAAGAAAAGUUCGAUUGGUUCGAGCCGACAUGUACCUGAAGACGUUUGCUUCUGACCGAUCCCACAUGAAAGAUGCCAGCGGGAACUGGCAAAAACCGCCUCCGUUAUACCCGUGCAUUGAGACCGCAGACUUCAAGAUGAACCUGGAUGACUUCAUCAGUAUGAAUCCAGAUGUUGGAUGGGGAUCUGUGCUCUCUCUCCCCGAAUUUGUGCAAGGGUUCGGCAGCCAGAACUGAUUUUUGACUCACAGCGAAGAAAUCCUUUUGACGGGCGCCAUUCCUAUUUAUUGCAUUCAGAUGUUUAAAGUUGGACUAAUAGUACUGGUUGCAUUUGGGCUUGGGGAAAUAGAAGAAAAUGUACUGAACGGAAUAAAACCUUUUUAAUAAAAUUAAAAAUUAAAAUGUAUAUUAAUAUAUAUUGAGAGGAGCCAAAAUAGCAUAGGAAGACUAGAUCGUUGGUCCAUUUAGCUCAAUAUUGUCUACCCUGACUGGCAACAGCUCUCUAGGGUUUCAGACUAGGAGCUCUCGGACAUGCCAGUGUUUGACUCCGGGAACCUCUGCAUACUCUACCAGUACAUUAUGCCAUUUUUCUUGUGAAAUCCUUCAUGUUCUAGAUUGUUCUAUCGGCGAUCUUCCAUCGGCAGAGCAGCCCCCUGUAGGACACAAGUGAUAUGAAGCCACUCAGAGGUGGGCAAUAGGUAGCUAGGUAAGGAUGCUUUGAGAGGCAUGUGAGAAGAGGGAAAUAUAAAAGAACAGGCAUCCCCAAACUGCGGCCCUCCAGAUGUUUUGGCCUACAACUCCCAUGAUCCUUGCUAACAGGACCAGUGGUAGGGAAAGCUGGGAAUUGUAGUCCAAAACAUCUGGAGGGCCGAAGUUUGGGAAUGCCUGGUUUAGAACAUCCAGAUCAGCAGAUUCUGCCUAAAAUUGGGAGGCUCAAUCACAAUAUCUCCGAAGCAAGUAUGUGGAAAGCUGAGCUAUGAAGCAAAUGCUGUGGCAAAAAAAUUAGCAAAUUGCAAAAAAAAAAAGAAGGGUCAGAUACCAAUAGAAAAACGAUGCAAGUAAUUCCCAGCUGAUCGUACCAAACUGUGCACCCACCUGCUACCUUGUUUAGUGGGAUAAAUGAUCUCGCCUAAGCCAAUACAAAUUGAUGGUGGCCAAAUGAUAUUCUCAUUUAAAUCUGAAUGUUCUCAGAUGGGGUGAUAACCAGAAUCCGGGAGCUCUUAUAUUACAUUUACACCCCAAGGCUGGAAAAGAGGCUGUUUAUUUUCAUACAUAUGAAAAAUGUGUUGCAAAUUGAGCUGCACCAUGAGUUACUAUAAGAGGUAAUAAUUGUUUUAUUAUUAUUGAAUACAAUUAACAUUUUGAAUGCAACUCGAAAUUUUCUCUGGGUGCAGAUCUACCUUUACCCAGCAGAGGGUGCUUUUAGCAUUGGACAAAGGGCAGCACAGAUUAUAAGAUUUCCAGAGGCUUGGGUGCUUAGGGGUUGCGGAUUUUUGAAAUGUUUCAAAAGCUAGUAAAGUUUGUGUGACUUGAAGCGACAGCAGGGGAAAGAAAUUAUGUACGCCAUAGGCAAGGAAACCUUUCUCAGCCUCCCUUCGACGACCUUUGAAAUGGGAAAAGUGCAGACUAAAAGAAGGAUUUCUUUCUACUGUACAAGAAAGAAGAUUCCACCUAAACAUUAGGAAGAACUUCCUGACAGUAAGAACUGUUCGACAGUGGAAUUUGCUACCAAUGAGUGUGGUGGAGUCUCCUUCUUUGGAGGUCUUUAAGCAGAGGCUUGACAGGCAUAUGUCAAGAAUGCUUUGAUGGUGUUUCCUGCUUGGCAGGGGGUUGGACUGGAUGGCCCCUGUGGUCUCUUCCAACUAUGAUUCAUUUUUGGAAGGCAUGUUAUGCUGAUCAGUAGCUAGUAGCCUUUAUGGCUUAAGACAGGCAUGCCCAAAGUCCGUUUCAGGGGGCCUAAUCCGGCCUGCCGUUCGAUUUAAUCCGGCCCCUGUGGCAGUAUAUGUUCUGGGGUAAAAUCCUAUUAAAAAAAACUCGGUGUAAAAUCAUAGAAUUUUAGAGUUGGAAGGAACCCCGAGGAUCAUCCAGUCCAAUACAGGAAUAUGUAGCUGUCCCAUACAGGGAUCGAACCUGCAACCUUGGCAUCAUCCGCACUAGGCGCUAACCAACUGAGCUAUCCAGUGCUCCUCUUGCUUAAAGGCUUCCAGGGGCAACUGAUUGGCAUGUGGCCCCCAGAGGGUUGGUUUAGGGUGAAUGCAACCCUCAAACAACAACAACAAGAAAAAGACUCGCUGCCAUAGAUAAUUCUGGGAAGUGGCUGUUUUUCAAGGUCUCCUGUAGCUUCUCGACGGGAAGACUAAUACUGUGUUCUGUCACUAGGUGUCACUGUUUGCAGUUUGUCUCCUAUUGAAAGAGCAAAGGUCUAAGCCAGGCAUGUCCGAAGUCCAUUCCGGGGGCUUAAUCCGGCCCGCCGGUUGGUUUAAUCUGGCUCCUGUGGCAGUUCAUUUCCUGGUGAAAAACCAUUAAAAAAGCUCAACAACUUUGGUCGGCCUCCACGGCCCUUCACUUCAUCAACUCUGGCCCUCUUUGGAAAAAGUUUGGACACCACUGGGACUGCAUAAAGCUGUCCAUUCCUCAUGUACAUGAUUUGAGCACUGUUGUGGCAGUGGAUAAAACCCAUGAAUUAAUUACAUGCAGAAAAAUAAAUGAGUGAUGUAUGUUCAAUCUACAAAGAAAAUUGCAUGCAAAUUAAACAAAAUAUUCAAUUUGUUUAUUAAUAAUGAGUAAUACCAGCAAUGAACCAUCACCUUCCCUGUUUUUUUUAUUGUUUUCCUGGAAUCUGCUUAGUGGUUGCCUGGAACUCCCAUGCGACAAUACCAUUUAAUGCGUUUGGACCUUUCGGUUACCAAAAACUGAAUAAAAUAAAGUGAAGUGGAGCUUUCCCACGGGGACUGGAGUACAGGAAUUAGCAUGUGGGAGCAGCAGUAGAAAACAGAAAUGUGUGUUCGUAUGUGAAAUCCCUCUGUGCAUUGCAGAAAUGCCACUUACUCCCUUCCCUUUAGUGAGCCUUUUCUUAAGUAAACAUGUUGCAGACUGCAUUCCUUUGGUGUGUGUGUUUUUGAUAUUUCCUGCAACUUCAAAAUA
Messenger RNA from Zootoca vivipara (common lizard), 3683 nucleotides. RefSeq names its product N-terminal glutamine amidase 1 (gene NTAQ1). Gene Ontology annotation, cellular component: cytosol; nucleus. The record is from RefSeq and is a predicted model, not a curated record. NCBI's taxonomy places the organism in Eukaryota, Metazoa, Chordata, Lepidosauria, Squamata, Lacertidae. Gene Ontology annotation, molecular function: protein-N-terminal glutamine amidohydrolase activity; protein-N-terminal asparagine amidohydrolase activity.